AUGACACGAGGCCAUAUGAAAAUGCAAGCAAAGGCGAAGAACCUUAAAAAGCAGGAAGCAUUAAAAAAGUCAGUUGGGCAUGAUCAGAAGGGUGCUUGUCUUAAAUCGUUGAUUUACAAAUGUACAAUUUGUAUGACACAAAUGAUGGAUAAAAGGAGUUAUCGAGAGCAUUUCACUUCAAAACAUCCGAAAAGUCCUUUGCCAGCUGAACUUCUCGAAGAAGCGCCAUCAGUUAGCUCCUAG
Messenger RNA from Dracunculus medinensis (Guinea worm), 243 nucleotides. The record is from the annotation of a GenBank genome assembly. NCBI's taxonomy places the organism in Eukaryota, Metazoa, Nematoda, Chromadorea, Rhabditida, Dracunculidae.